AUGAACUCAAAGGUGGAAGGCCCCUCCGGGGUCCCGCGGGCCUUGCGGUACCAGCAACUGCUGCUGGCCGAGUCCGGGUCGGAGGGUGAGGAGGACACGGCGGCCCCCCUCUGCUCCGUCCCGCCCCGCCGGCGGAGGCCCCCCAGGGUCCUGGCCUGGGCCUCGGAGAGGGGCCGGGGGCAUUCGUUGGCCCGGCUGCUGGCCGCCCUCGUGCUCCUGGCGCUCGCUGUCUCCCUGGCACUGCGGCAGCUCCGGGCACAGGCCUCGGGAAAGCAGGAUCAGAGGGGCCGGACCAGGCCCUGGCACCAUCACGAAGCCGGGGUGUAUCCCCGCGGCGCCGUCAUCAGUCAGGCAGACACGUGCUCCCGCCUGGGCCGAGGCCUGCUGGUGGCCGGCGGAAACGUGGUGGACGCGGGGAUCGGGACGGCGCUGUGCCUGGGCCUUGUGCACCCCCACGUCACGGGGCUCGGUGCUGCUUUCUGGGGUCUCUUCCACAACGGCAGCUCCGGCCUCACCGUCGCUCUCACUCCGCCCCUGGCCUUGGCCCUGGCCCCCGGACUUGGCCGGCCCACCGCGCUGCCCGCUCUGCGCCUGCUGCAUCGGAGGCUGGGCCACCUGCCUUGGGCCCGUGUGCUUGCAGAUCCCAUUGCCAUGGCACAAAACGGGGUCUCCGUGGAUGCCGCACUGGCGGGGGCACUAGAGCAGUACGUGGCUAGUGGUCGGGGUGAGGGACUCUGCCCUCUGCUCUGCCACCCAGAUGGGACUCCGCUGGGCCCUGGCACCCGCCUGGUCAACCCGCAGCUUGGGGCCGUGUUGCAGAGGGCUGCUGGAGCCCCCGAGGAAGACGACCAGUUCCAGGACGCGCUGCUCCGUCCCUUGGCGAGAGACCUACCUCUGGCUGGCAGGUCUCCGUUCGCGACCUCGCCCGACGCCCUGCCCAGCCUACAGCCUGCUCUGAGCUUGCCACUGCGCCAGGGUUGGCUGUUCACCACCCCGGUGCCAGUCACUGGGGCGCCUCUACUGAACCUGCUGAGUGGGCUGAGGGAGGCAGGGCCCGAUGCCGACCCUUGCCCUCAAGCCUUGGAGGCCGCCCAGCUCGCCUACGCCUCCGCCCCCUCCGCAGCCCCCGCGGGGAGCUCCCUGGCCGCCAUGGACAGCAGCGGCUCUGUGCUGCUCCUCUCCUCCUCCCUCAACAGCUCCUUCGGCUCCGGGCUCCUGUCUCCGGCCACCGGGCUCGUGCUCAGUGAUUUUGAGGGGGAGGCAGCUACACAUUCAUGGACCUCUCCCGCGCUGCUCUGCUGUGGGCCCGAGGAGGACGUGCUGGGGGUCGUGGCUACGGCGGGACCCGCUGCUCCCUUGGCCGUGGCCCAGACCCUGCUCAGUCACCUGGUGUUGCAGCAGCCCGCCCAGGAUGCUGUUGCCAGCCCCCUGCUCCGACUCCAGCUGGGCUCCGGAGGGUUUCCCAGCACCUGUACCGUCGGCGCUCCUCUCUCCGGUGACGUCGUCCCCCCGGCCGGGCAAGCUCUGCUCCUGGUGACCUCCCGAGCGGAGCACGUCCGAACCACGGCUGUACCCGCCCACUGCUGCCCUUCAGAAGGGUAUUAAAAUUCUGGGGUUUGGGGUACGGCCCAGCGGCAGCUUGGAGACUGUCCAGAGCAGAGAAGGGCUAGAAGGAGACAGGACAGGGGGCUCAGUUGGCUCUCCCGAGGAACUCCCGCUCCUGGGGCUUGGCGGACCGUCUGCGCUCCUCUGCCAGCCCGUCACAGGAUGAGGCUAGAGGAGCCAAGAGGGCGAAGCCGAGGGCCCUUGGGGAGGGUGGUCCAUCUCAGGCCUAAGGUCGAGCCGCCAUAUUCAGGAUCUCUGGCUCCAAGUCGGGGAGAGGGGUGCUGGAGCAGGGAUGGGAGAUCUUCUGCCAUGCGCCCCGCCAGGGACAGCAGCUCUCUGUGGGUCUCGGGCCUUCUGGAAAAUAAGGCAUCUGAGGGGAAAGAAGGGAGGCCUCGGGCGAUCGGCCAGCCUCCUCUCCAAAUCCUCGGUGUUGCGGUCUCAAUACCAACCUCUUCAGGAGGCUUGGUCUGUGUCUGUCUGACGGUCUCCACGAGCUGAAUUAAACUGAGUGUGUGGA
Molecule: messenger RNA, 2122 nt
Organism: Tachyglossus aculeatus (Australian echidna)
Lineage: Eukaryota; Metazoa; Chordata; Mammalia; Monotremata; Tachyglossidae
Gene: GGT6
Product: gamma-glutamyltransferase 6
Exons: 4
Coding region: 1-1605 (534 amino acids)
Cellular component (GO): extracellular exosome
Source: RefSeq, a predicted model, not a curated record